AUAAACUUUGUUUUGGAUCUAUCUCUACCUAUCUAUAUAACCUUUCUCUCAAGAUAGUAACACUACACUACCUACUUUGAAAAUGGGAUUAAGUGAAGUGUUUGUUGUGUUCUUCUUCUUCCUAUCUUGUGUGAAGUGUGUUGAACUAAAAGACUCAUCACCCUCUUGUUCUUUUCCUGCAAUAUACAACUUUGGAGACUCAAAUUCAGACACUGGUGGCAUAUCAGCUGCAUUUGUUCCAAUUCCUUCACCAUAUGGUCAAGGCUUUUUCCACAAACCUUUUGGUAGAGACAGUGAUGGUCGUGUCAUUCUUGAUUUUAUAGCUGAGAAGCUAAAGUUGCCAUAUUUAAGUGCUUAUCUGAAUUCACUUGGAACCAAUUAUAGACAUGGGGCGAAUUUCGCAACUGGUGGAUCCACCAUCAGGAAGCAGAAUGAGACAAUAUUUCAAUAUGGAAUAAGUCCAUUCUCUCUUGAUAUUCAAAUUGUGCAGUUCAACCAGUUCAAAGCAAGAACCAAACAACUUUACCAAGAAGCCAACAAUUCACUUGAAAGAAGCAAGCUUCCUGUGCCCGAGGAGUUCGCUAAGGCACUCUACACAUUUGAUAUUGGUCAAAAUGAUCUCUCCGUUGGGUUUAGGAAGAUGAAUUUUGACCAAAUUCGUGAAACCAUGCCGGAUAUAGUUAACCAGUUAGCCUCUGCAGUCAAAAAUAUAUACGAACAAGGAGGGAGGUCAUUUUGGAUACACAACACUGGCCCCAUUGGAUGUAUGCCGGUGAACCUAUUUUACAAGCACGAUGUACCAGCUGGCUAUUUUGACCAGUAUGGAUGCGUAAAGGAUCAAAAUACAAUAGCUGUUGAAUUCAACAAGAAGCUUAAGGACAGAGUUGUCAAGCUGAGAACAGAACUUCCUGAGGCUGCAAUUACAUAUGUAGAUGUUUAUGCUGCAAAAUAUGGACUAAUCAGCAAUACAAAAAAUGAAGGAUUUGUGGAUCCAAUGAAGAUCUGUUGUGGUUAUCAUGUGAAUGAUACACAUAUAUGGUGUGGGAAUUUAGGAACAGCAAAUGGGAAAGAUGUGUAUGGUACAUCUUGUGAAAAACCAUCAAUGUAUGUGAGUUGGGAUGGUGUUCACUAUGCUGAAGCUGCUAACCAUUGGGUCGCUGAUCGUAUACUCAAUGGAACUUUCACUGACCCAGCAACACCUAUUUUACAAGCAUGUUAUCGGCAUUAAAAGAAUGAGUUAGAUUAGAACCAUUUUAUCGUUGGGUCUAGCACUAGUGGUUGGUGCGCAGCGUGUGUUAGUGUUUCGAUUCCUACUCAUAAAAUGAGUUCGAACGAUUUCUGUUUGCGAAGUCUUGAGAAGAAUUUCAGUGACUGAUAUGAUAUUUAUUGAUCUGGUAAAUAAAAAUCAGGUGCUUUGAAUGCCUUGAAUGUUCACAUACAAAACAUUCAUUGGCAAUUCACUUUAUAA
Messenger RNA from Medicago truncatula (barrel medic), 1468 nucleotides. Its product is annotated as GDSL esterase/lipase At5g14450. Bases 83 to 1228 code for a protein of 381 amino acids. The transcript has 5 exons. NCBI's taxonomy places the organism in Eukaryota, Viridiplantae, Streptophyta, Magnoliopsida, Fabales, Fabaceae. Gene Ontology annotation, molecular function: hydrolase activity, acting on ester bonds. The record is from RefSeq and is a predicted model, not a curated record.